GGGAGGAUGGAUUCUUCUGACUUUUCUAAAGAUAAAAAAGCGCGUGAGCUUUACCAAAUUAAAGAAGUGGCGUUUAAGCAACGCGGCGCAUCCAUAGAUUUUAUUUUAAUACUAAUAUUUAGGGAAAUUAUUCGGAAAGAGCAAUUGUUUACAAAAUCACAACAUAAAAAUCUCCUGCCCAUCUCCAUGCACAAUCCAUCCUAAUCCAAUUCCUAUAUAUACAUAUAUAUAAUCAUUUCUAUCUUUCUUCAUCAUCAUCGUCAUCAGUUUCUCUGUCUGCCGAAAAAUCCGUUUGUUUUUUCUGUAAAUUGAUUAGAUGGGAAAGGACGACUACAACAAUUACGAUGAGAGAGACAGAGGGCUCUUCUCUCAUCUUGGUAGUGCAUACUAUUCCCAGCAGCACCACUCUGGAUCUUACCCUCCGCCGCCGCCGUCUGCAUAUCCACCGCCGCCUCAUCAUCAUCAAGCCUACCCUCCUCCACCCGGGUACCCAUCUGCUGGAUACCCUCCUCCGUCGCCUCACGCCGCAUACCCACCGCCCUAUACUCCUCCCGGUGGAUACCCUCCUUCCGCUUAUCCUCAUCCUCCUCCUCCUGCUCCUGCUCCAUAUCCAUAUCCUGCACCAGGACAUCACCACGGCGGUGGACAUGGUAUGGGAAUGGGGCCCAUGUUAGCCGGUGGUCUGACGGCUGCAGCGGCCGCUUAUGGGGCACAUCGCCUUUCACAUGGGCACAUGGGUUACCAUGGGGGCUACCAUGGUGGUUACCAUCACGGCCACGGCAAGUUCAAGCAUGGUAAGUUCGGGAAGCGCUGGAAGCAUGGUGGGUUUGGCAAGUUCAAGAGAUGGAAGUGAUCAUCCGUGAAAUGAUAUAUAUAUAUAUAUAUAUAUAUAUAUGACCAAAUUCACCAUUGCUUCUCUAAUAAAGACAAGGAGAAGAGCAAGAACAAGGGAUGUAUUGUUGUUAAGUGUUAACCCAUCGUUUGUUGCUUGUUUUAUUUCUCUACACUAUUACUUAACUACUAAGAUAUCAAUGGUAUUUACUGUGUGAUUUGUGUGGCUUUUGCUAAAUAGCUUCUUUUUAUGAUAUCACAGAACUAUGUGGACACGUUAUGUACUGGUUUUUAUUUGAUUAUUUUGGAUAUUAGGAGCCUUUUAUGUGUUAAAA
Messenger RNA from Cannabis sativa, 1166 nucleotides. RefSeq names its product glycine-rich protein A3. Bases 317 to 853 code for a protein of 178 amino acids. The record is from RefSeq and is a predicted model, not a curated record. The transcript is spliced from 2 exons. Lineage: Eukaryota; Viridiplantae; Streptophyta; Magnoliopsida; Rosales; Cannabaceae.